ACGGAUUUAAAAUAAGGCCUCUUUUAGGACACUGGCACUGAUCACGUUCUAAAACUUCCGCAUAAUUAGAUAACACAUCAGGAAACGUGAAUAUCUUAUCUGCCAAAUGCCGUUAGUUGUUUGACGCUCAUCAAACCAGCAGUAACCAUGGUCUUCUUCCCAAUAGGCCUCUAUCUGGCAGUGGGAACGGCACAUGCGUUUUUAGAACAUGCUUCUUCCUCUUCCUAUGUUUACAACAGCUUUGGUUCCAACAGCAACCUACAGAGUCAACAGCAAGUUAAUGGAUAUAAUCGAUGUUCAUACUGCCAUUACCACGGAUGGUGUUACAUGCACAAUCAACAUAUGUACUGCCACUGUGACGACACUCAUGAGGGGACAUUUUGUGAACAUGUGAAGGUAUCUACAGCAGUCACAAGCGUGCCUCAAGCUAACACAUGUACCGGACAUACUUGCAACGGUCACGGAACUUGCAUAGUAGUUAAUCACAAUCUGAACUGCUUGUGUGACAACACACACGAGGGAACGUACUGCGAACAACCGAAGACGGACUCAACACAUACAAGUUGUGACAGAAGCUACUGCAAUGACCAAGGCAAUUGUGAGAACAUCAAUGGUAUUAAGCAGUGUCAAUGCGAUUAUCUUUUCGCGGGCGACCGGUGUGAUCUUACAGAUUUUUGUCUGCAACAACACUGUGAACAUGGCUCCACAUGCGAGAUCACGCACACUGCCCCGAACUACUUCCAAUGCAUAUGUCCUCAAGGAUACACGGGAACGUUCUGCGAAAAACACACGUUUGCACCAUUACCGGUCACGAUACACGCACCUGUCACAACACAUAAACCAUCAACCACAACCACCACAACUACCCAAAAACCUACUACAACGACUUCCACAACAACUUCCACAACAACUACCACAACAACUACCACAACAACUGCUCCUACGACGACGCAGGCAUAUGUGUUCAACUCCUGCAUGAAGUUUGCUGUGAUCACUACCGUAGCCCGUAAUGCAUCUGUUGAUAUUGCUGGCGCGCCGGCAUGUCCCGACGGCUCCCAUACAUCGUCGGAGGCUUUCCCUCUCUCCACGUGCAAUGUGCCACAACCUGCUGACUGGAAACAAGGAAAACGCGUGAUGGAUGACUGUGCCAGUAUCCCGGCCUAUACGCCCAUCGCAACCUUCCUCUCAGGCAACUAUCCCGUGGGCCAGGGAUUGGCUGGAGUCUUCCUCGAGUGUCUCAACCCUGGAUUCAAGAUGGCUUUGCAGAGCUGUGUUCACUCCCCUGUGAUUAUCCACGUGGAAAGUGGCACUUUGACGGACCCAAACAUCUAUUACACGAUCCAGUAAACUUUCCGCUGGCAGAACUUUAAGCUUAAAGCAUUGCUCAUCAGAUUGAUGAUGUUUUGAAAUUGUCAAAAUAAAUUCCAGAUUCUGUAAAA
Molecule: messenger RNA, 1439 nt
Organism: Dreissena polymorpha
Lineage: Eukaryota; Metazoa; Mollusca; Bivalvia; Myida; Dreissenidae
Product: protein eyes shut-like
Exons: 10
Coding region: 148-1347 (399 amino acids)
Biological process (GO): establishment or maintenance of epithelial cell apical/basal polarity; heterophilic cell-cell adhesion
Cellular component (GO): protein-containing complex; plasma membrane
Source: RefSeq, a predicted model, not a curated record